This is a messenger RNA of Phytomonas sp. Hart1, 691 nucleotides long. The record is from the annotation of a GenBank genome assembly. Lineage: Eukaryota; Euglenozoa; Kinetoplastea; Trypanosomatida; Trypanosomatidae.
GUAAGCUUUACCAUAGAGUUUAAGAUAUGGCUAAAGAACAGGUAGAAAACGAAUUCACUUUCCAAUCACUUCCCAUCAAAGUCAACUUCCACGGCACAACUGAUGUACGCGAAAACUUUGACACGUUCACAACUGUUGAUGCGCAGUCAGGGGAGCUACGUAACGCUUUCCGUGGCCGAACCCUUGUAGGCAUGAACAUUGUAUUGCCAGAGAAUUAUAACAUAGCUUUGGUGGACUUACCUCUGCAUAGCGCAGAUGAGCUUUACCUAGAAGGAAAGCUGAAUAAGAUCAGUCGGACUGAAACCUUUCAGCAACUUGCGCUAGACGUAGCGUCUGACAACGCAUGUAGCCCUGUCUUGUCGGAACACGUUCCAGUACGACAGAUUGCGUCUAGCUACGUACUAUGGGAACACGAUAAGCGAGCAGAUAAAGCCGAUAUAUUGAACCAAUGGAUAGAACUUGCGAAAGUUAUUCACACUUAGAGGUUUACACGUUGUUGUAUUUUGUUCUAACGACAUAGUACAAAGUAACCAUAACAGGUGAAGAGCUCUGAAUUCUGUGGCUAUGCUAUCCUAAAGGGCGACAAUUCUGAUUCUGUUAAAAGGAAUGUGCCACUUUACGCAAUGAUUUAGUUUGAGUGAGAUGCUUCAAGUGCUCCUUAAUGCCUACAACACAUCGUAAGGUAUAUUAU